AUGGCAAGAAUAUUGCCCAAAUUUGCACCACAUAUCGAGUGUCAUACGGUCAACGACAUUGAAGACCGUAUUAAGUCAAUAUUAACGAAGAAUCAGUUCAAGAUGUUUUGUAAUGAUAAUAUAUUUGACUUUUUCAUGAAGAAAAAGAAUUGUGUGGUGCAAGCGCAAUUAGGGAGAUGCAUUAUGUCACUUGAGACUAAGAAAAGUUCAACAAGUGACAUAGUCAUUCGUGCAAAGGGCAUAACUCUGCAUUUUAGUCUUAGAGAAUUCAUCGUCGUUACUGGUUUGAAUUGUUAUUCAAACAAGGAUGAUUUUUUGUUUGAUGAAGACUUUUCAAAUAAAACUAUUGAUCGAUAUUUUGAUGGUGCCAGAUAUAUUCAGAAAAGAAAAUUAUUUGCCACUGUUACUGAAAAAAUAUGGGGGGAUGAGAAUGACGAAUAUGCGCUGAAGUUUGCUAAUUUAUAUUUUAUUCACGCAUUUUUAUUGUCGUCUGUUGAUACUUUCAUUAUUCCACGCCUUCAUUUUGAUUUGGUGGAGAGUGAUCGUUACAGGGACUAUUCUUGGGUAUCAAUUGCAUAUGAAGAAUUAGCUAAAAGCUUGAAUAAAAAAUUGAAACCAACAGGAAAGUUUUAUAUGCUUCAUGGAAUGCCACUCGCCAUUCAGAUUUGGUUGUAUGAGUGUUGUUCUGAUGUCCCUCGUACUAUUGCUUUCAAGGUUAUUUUUAAGAACAUUGAGCCAACGCGAAAGGAGAUUUCAACAUUUCGAAUACCUAAGAAGGUUGUACCUAGAGGUGGAAGUCAUAAAGAAGAUUAUGUUGAUUCUGAUGAUGAUUUUCAGGAUCCUCCAAUUAAACACAAGCUUUUAAUCAGCAAAAAUAAGUAUCAGGGUGAUUCUUCAAAUUCACCUGCCAAGAAAAAGUUGAAGAAACAACCAAAAGGUGUAGAUCAGCAUACACCAAAAAGGAUUCCCCCAAUUCGUGUUGUGAAGAUGUCUUCUGUGAAGACACCUAUUUUCACGGCGAUUCAAUCAAAAGAAACAGUACCUUCAAACAGGAAAGACAUUCCUAGUCAGUCGCCUGAUAUGACUUUUUUCAAUCGUAAAGACGAAGAUGCUUUUGUUCGACAAGAGUUUAAUGACAUUUGGAAUUUAGUAUCAACAAGGUCUGAUCAGAUAAUGAAUGCAAUAAAUAAGAUUAAGAAACAAGAAAAAGACAAAGAUUGUGACAAGGCUCAAAUGGAGGAAGGUGAUAAGAAUACAUCACCACAUCAAUCUACUCCAACUAUUGUGGAUAUUUUUUAUGACAAUUCUGAAGGCAUAUUGGAUAAAGAUAAUGAAUUUGUCAAGCCACAAUUGAAUGAAGCUGAUAAGGAUACUUCACCCCAUUUAGCCACCCCAAUUUUACAUCAUCAUCUUGAUAAGAAUUCUGAAGGUCUAUUGGCAAAAAUUGAUACUUGUGUGCAUGAAGCAAGGGAUGUCUGUGAUUCACCUAACAAAAAACUUGUUGAUGAAAGUGUUGGUGAAGCACAAUUAUUAAAUUCACAAUUCACAUUUUCAGAUGAGAUGCUCAGAAAAGCUGCUGCAGAAAUAAUUGAAAAUACAUCUAUGGCUGCUUGUGAAAAAAUAAAAUUGGAUGAACAAAUUAAUUCAGAAGUGCACACUCAUGAAGCAGUAUCUGAAGAAGGAAAGGCUCAACCAGACUUACGUGAUUUCCAAGUAAUAAUUUCUGAUGAGUUGCUACCCAGUUUUAAUAAAUAUGUGAAUUUGAAAAGAAGCAUAAUUAUACAUCCAUCUGCAAAUAAAGAACAAACUCCUGUGAAUGUUCCAAAAAUUAAGAGACCAUCUAAAUUCAAGGAGUCACCAUUCACUAUGAAAUUUGGUUCAGCAGAAGCUGUGUAUUCAAUUGAUGAUCCAACGCUUAAUGCUGAUGGAAAGAAAUAUCAUUUGAAUGAGUACAUAAGUGGAUUUCGCAUGCAUGUUGCCAUGUCAUGGCAUACAGUUGAUCAUAUAUUUAUUCCUAUCAACAUAAAGUCCAAAUAUCACUGGGUUUUGGCUGUACUUUCUUUCAACAAUAGAUGCAUAUACGUAUAUGAUUCAAUGUCAUCUGCUGGACAUGAUUCUGUUGUGCUUGCUGAAGUUGAGAAGUUAGCUGAGGUUAUACCUUUAUGA
Molecule: messenger RNA, 2166 nt
Organism: Capsicum annuum
Lineage: Eukaryota; Viridiplantae; Streptophyta; Magnoliopsida; Solanales; Solanaceae
Exons: 9
Coding region: 1-2166 (721 amino acids)
Biological process (GO): proteolysis
Molecular function (GO): cysteine-type peptidase activity
Source: RefSeq, a predicted model, not a curated record